AUGUGGAAGUUCCUGGAGGAUGGUGGUCCUAAACAGGUGUUAGCUAACGAUGUAAGGCAUCAACAAGAAAUGUUGUGGGGGUUCAGGAGAGGGGAAGGUGGAGUCGUCCAAAGGCUGGGAGAGUCUUCAGUUGAAGGCGAGACAGAUGGGACUAUUAGUGAGUUUCGAGAGAACCAACGCCUCGCCAGCUGCGCGGGGCGUCUCGCCGCCUUGGUCUCAUUUUUGCCCCACGCCCCACCCUUGGACGCGCGGCGCCUUUUGACCCCCCCCCCCCCCACCCCGCCGCGCCGUAGACCGCGGUGCACGCCGGGGGCAGCCAUGGCGGAUGUGUCGGAGAGGACACUGCAGUUGUCCGUGCUAGUAGCCUUCGCUUCUGGAGUACUCCUGGGCUGGCAGGCGAACCGACUGCGGAGGCGCUACUUGGACUGGAGGAAAAGGAGGCUGCAGGACAAGCUGGCGGCGACGCAGAAGAAGCUGGACCUGGCCUGAGACUCCGCGCCUUCCGCCCCAUUCGAUCCCCUGCGUGGCCACCUUGCCAUGUCCGCGCCGGAGCCCCAGUCCGCCGGCGGCCAGAACCAGGCUUGCCACACAGUCCCCGCCUGCCAUGGCCGGCUCUUCCUGGAGUGUUGUUUGUUGAAGAUGCAUAUAGACUACUGGAAAGAAAUGACUUCUUGCACUUUAUGAAUCAAUCUUAUUUUUAAAAUAAAAAAAUUAAACAUC
Messenger RNA from Pongo pygmaeus (Bornean orangutan), 720 nucleotides. RefSeq names its product mitoregulin (gene MTLN). The record is from RefSeq and is a predicted model, not a curated record. Gene Ontology annotation, cellular component: mitochondrial inner membrane. Gene Ontology annotation, biological process: positive regulation of mitochondrial membrane potential. NCBI's taxonomy places the organism in Eukaryota, Metazoa, Chordata, Mammalia, Primates, Hominidae.